Messenger RNA from Ctenopharyngodon idella (grass carp), 4396 nucleotides. Its product is annotated as tensin-3-like. The record is from RefSeq and is a predicted model, not a curated record. The transcript is spliced from 28 exons. Gene Ontology annotation, biological process: dephosphorylation. The coding region runs from base 266 to 3931 and encodes 1221 amino acids. NCBI's taxonomy places the organism in Eukaryota, Metazoa, Chordata, Actinopteri, Cypriniformes, Xenocyprididae. Gene Ontology annotation, molecular function: protein binding; phosphatase activity.
CUCAUGGGAACAGCCAGAGAACAGCAGUGGAGGGAGAACGAGAGCAGAGGGAGGAUCCGUCUUUCUUUUCACUAACUCUGGAUCUGAGUUGAGGAGAGACUAAUGAGAAAGCAAUGAGCUGCUCGGAGAUCCUGGACUAAAGUCUUCAGCACAGACGCUCUCGUUCCUGCAGCCUGCAGCAGAUUUACAGCUAAACUAUGACAACGUGAAGUGAGUUUCCCUCUCGUCUCUCACACAAGACCAACAAACUCUCCAGCCAGCCGAGAUGGAGGAGGGAUAUGAACUUGACCUCACCUAUGUGACGGAGCGCAUUAUCGCGGUGUCCUUCCCUCAGGACUGCUUCGAGGAGACAUACCUGCGCAACCUGAGAGACGUCACACGCAUGCUCAAGUCCAAACACGCCGACAACUAUCUGGUGAUCAACCUGUCAGAGAGAAAGCAAGAGCUCACUAAGAUGAACCCGAAGACUCUGGACACGGGAUGGCCGGACUUCCACGCGCCUCCUCUGGACAAGAUCUGCACCAUCUGUAAGGCCAUAGAGAACUGGCUGAACACUGACCCGCUGCACGUGGUGGUCAUUCACUGCAGGGGUGGGAAGGGCAGGAUCGGAGUCAUCAUCUCCUCCUUCGUUCACUUCACAGACGUCUCUGCCAGUGCAGAUCAGGCCUUAGACCGCUUCGCCAUGAGGAAGUUCUACGACGACAAGGUUUCUGCGCUCAUGACGCCGUCUCAGAAGAGGUACGUGUGGAUCCUCAACAGUCUCCUGAGCGGCUCCAUCAAGAUGAACACGUCUCCUCUCUUCCUGCAUUGCGUCAUCCUUCACGGCGUCCCCAGCUUCGACUCCAGCGUGGGGUGUCAGCCGUAUGUGAAGGUGUAUCAGGCGAUGCAGGUGGUGUACGUCUCAGGAAUCUACCGCGUCGGAGCCGGUCACAGAGACAGGAUCUGUAUGGCCCUGGAGCCGGCACAGCUGCUGAAGGGAGACAUCAUGGUGAAGUGCUUCCAUCAGAGCAGCCGGUCUGAGCGAGACGAUAUAUUCAGAGUUCAGUUUCACACGGGAGCGGUUCAGGCCUACAGCCUCGUGUUUCAGAAGGACGACAUGGAGCACGCCAACAAAGACGCCAGGUUUCCAGAUUAUGGCAAAGUGGAGCUAGUGUUCUCUGAUGGCCCAGAACGAAUUUCAGGUUCAGAGCGCUGGCUGAACGGUCCAGAUGUGACCGUCGACUACACCAGCACAGAUUCACUCUCUAAAUGGGACUCCUAUGGGAACAUCUGCAGUGAAGCGGCUCCGCUCCUGGACAGAUAUUUGGUGAAGAGAGACUCCAGCAGGGUCUCCACGCCCUCCAGAUCCCAGCGGAGCCCCGAUCACACACUCUCGGCCAGCACCGACUCCGGCCUCUCCAGCGCCUCGCUGCGCACCGACUGCUGGCCCGUGCCCGGGCCGAAAGCGGCGCAGCCCAGCCAGCAGGAGCGAGUGGAGCUCAAGCGGCUGCUCAGCGGCUUCGGUGUGGACGAGGCGAGCCGAGGCUGUGCACUGACCAUCGGCCCUCCGCAGAUCCAUAUAAACGGACGCUCUCGGCCGAAAGAGCGUGAGACUGACAUCCUGGACGACGAAGUCCUGACCUCGCGGCACGACCUGCACAGCGUGGACAGUCUGGGCACGCUCUCUUCGUCCUAUCACAAGAGCAGCCAGAACUCGCUGCUGUCCGAUGGCUUCGGCAGUCCCGGCCGUACGGAUGAGUCUGCACAGCAGCACACGACGGCCAUGGACGAGUAUGAGCGGAGAGCCGGCUUCGCUCACAGAGGUGCGUCCCUCCCUGUCAGCUCUCCGGGUCCCAGAAAUCUGUUCCAGCACAGCGGAUACUCCACGCAGACGUGGGUCCAUCAGCAGCAGCUGGUCGCUGCGCAGCAGUACUUGUACCUGCCAGAGAAUGACGCCGUUGAGCAGCGCUUCCACAAUGACAUGCAGGAGCUCCUGCCCAAACCCGCCGAGCAGAACAAGCCUCCAGCGAGUCCUGAAACCCCUCAAAGCCAAGAGCCUGACCAGAUACAUGACGAUGAGUUCAGCUCACUGACGCUGGACAUCGACAACUCCAUUCAUCAACUCAACCAGCUCAUUCUGGAUCUGGACCCAACUUUUGUGCCCAUUUCCACCAAAUCCAGCUCACUGAAGAGAGCCAGAGCUCCGGACAGUAACAGUACCGUGCAGAAGGACGGCGGCAGAGAGAGGAGUCAUCAGAUGGAGGACGGUGAUGUGACGGAGCUCAGCGGAGCUCGUGGACACUCGUCCUGGACUCUGGAUCACAGACACACACUGACGCCGAGCGCUGACCGCGAUCCUCACACACAGUGUGCAGCAGUGUUCAGAGCAGACAGAGGGCAGUACUCCUCUCACACUGAACUGGACACUGGCAGUGACGUGAUGCCCACAACACCAGCGUUCCCCAUCUCACCAUCCACUCCAUAUGUGAAGAGCGUGAUGAACUUUCCACCGUACAGACAGACUCCGUCUCCUUCAUUUGGAUUCUAUAGAGCUGAACACGACCUGAGAGAGAACGCAGGGUUUAUGGGACACACGGCUUCAGAUGAAGCUUUACAGCAUCCCGCUGUCAGAGCGUACGUCCAGCCGGCCAUCGGUGACGUCAUGUCCUUCUCCGACAGCUACAGGUCUCCACAGUCCAUCUCUGCUCAUACAUCGGACUCAGUGAGCUUCGCCACAGUGUCUUCUGUCCCGUCACAACACUCCCUUCCUGCUCCGAACGCCCACAGCUCUCCACUCAGCGGUCAGAGAGCCAAAGUCUUCCAGCAGAUGUUUGAGGAAAAGUUCAGCCUGGAGGGACUCGACUUCCAGCCACAACCUCAGAACCCCCUGCUGACGGCGUACGACGGCGAGAACUCGCAGGGUUCGGCGUCCACGUCUCCCAGCGGCUUCUCCAGUCCUCACAGCGGGAGCUCUCUGAGUAUCCCGUUUCCCAGCGUGCUGCCGGAGCUGCAGACCAGAGCCAACGGCGGCUCUUCCCUGCCUCUUCCAGAUGUGCUCUCAAGCAAGCAGUUGACGGUGAAGUUCGUCCAGGACACCUCCAAAUACUGGUACAAGCCAGACAUCGCGAGAGACCAAGCUAUAGCGGUGCUGAAGGACACAGAGCCUGGCUCCUUCAUUGUUCGGGACAGUCACUCCUUUCGCGGCGCUUACGGACUGGCCAUGAAAGUGGCCACAGCGCCUCCAUCGGCACUGCAGCAGGGCAAGAGAGUAGGGGCCAAUGAUGUUUCAGGAGGAGACCCGUCCAGCGAGCUGGUGCGGCACUUCCUCAUCGAGUGCACGCCGAGGGGCGUUCGGCUCAAGGGAUGCCCUAAUGAACCCUACUUCGGCAGUCUGACGGCUCUGGUCUGUCAGCACUCCAUCACUCCUCUGGCUCUUCCAUGUAAACUCAUCAUCCCUGACAGAGAUCCUCUAGAGGACGCUGUUAGUGCAUCUUCACAGUCCAUCACCAAUUCUGCCGCUGAACUCUUGAAACAAGGAGCAGCCUGUAACGUGUGGUUUCUGGGUUCGGUGGAGAUGGAGUCUCUGACGGGUUAUCAGGCGGUGCAGAAGGCCACCAGUGAGAUCCUGAGUGCAGACUCACUCCCGUCCUCCACCGUAGUGCACUUCAAAGUCUCCUCGCAGGGAAUCACGCUCACCGACAACCAGAGAAAACUGUUCUUCAGAAGACACUAUGCUGUCAGCACAGUCAUAUUCUGUGCUCUGGACCCUCAGGACAGGAAGUGGAAACGAGAAGGCUGCACCUCAGCAAAGAUCUUUGGAUUUGUGGCGCGGAAAGCAGGCAGCAGCAUGGAGAACGUGUGCCACCUGUUUGCUGAGCACGACCCUGAGCAGCCCGCCAGCGCCAUCGUUAACUUUGUCUCUAAAGUCAUGAUUGGCUCACAGAAGAUGUGAUGUCAUGAAAAGGGCGUGACCUGUCGAGCGCCACAGGAUCAACAGAUUUCCUCCAAUGAGCUGAAAGCGAGGAUGAUGUGGGACUCUGGGACUGUUUUUGAUCACAUGACAAGCCUUCUGAAACUAAACAUGUACAGUAUUUUGUAUAUUUAUGUAUUGAAAGUGUAUGUAUCGUGUACACAGACUCAAAGGAAUUAUUCUUAUUGAAAAUAAAUCUGGAUAUAUGUGUAUGAACAGUAAUGCUUUUUAAAAUUAUUUGUAUUUUAGAUGUUUUCUACUACUGAUGACAUAAACCAAAAACAUCUUUAUAAUGUCAUUGUGUUUUAGAUGUCUAUAUAUUUAGUAUUUUAUUUACUUUUUUAAUUGCAAAUUUCUAUUUGCCAAGUUGUUUUCUAGAGAAAAACGUCAGAACUGUUUAUACUUCAUAUCUAAAAAAGAUAUGCAUAUAAAAUAUUUUAAAAUCUA